AUGUAUAACUCGACACUGGUUUAUUUCCAUUUAAUUUUAAAAAAUUUAUUUUGUAUAGGUUGUAAACGCAUACUUGUUACUAACGAUUGGUAUCCAACCAUCCAAAAACCAAAUGUUCAGUUAAUCACAGACAGUAUCAAAGAAAUAAAUGAACAUGGUGUUGCCACAUGUAAUGAUAAAGAAUAUAAAGUUGAUACAAUUGUACGGAGCACUGGUUAUAAUGUACACAAUUAUUUAAUUGAAUUUUAUGAUCAAAAGGGUAUUAAAUUACAGGAUCAAUGA
Messenger RNA from Didymodactylos carnosus, 282 nucleotides. NCBI's taxonomy places the organism in Eukaryota, Metazoa, Rotifera, Eurotatoria, Philodinida, Philodinidae. The record is from the annotation of a GenBank genome assembly.